AUGCUUAAAUCAUUGUCCAGAGUCAAAACGGCGCACAGAUGCUACGCGGCAGUGCUCGCGAAGAGAAAUGAGAACUUUGCGAAGGUGUUGCAGUCGGAUCUGCUGGCAUUCGAGAACUUUCUCGGAAAAGAAGGAGUUCAGAAGGACGAGAUAUUCAAGCACACAACCGAUUGGACCGGACAGUUCAAAGGUAUCUUUUCAUUCAGAAGUGAGUCGAUGAUUUCUGACGCCGCCUUUUCAGGCCCUGGCAGUGUGGUUCUCCUUCCUAAAAGCGCCGAAGAAGUGUCGGCCAUACUCGCGUACUGCUCCAAAAACAGAAUCGCCGUCAUUCCACAAGGCGGAAACACUGGACUAGUCGGCGGAUCGAUUCCAGUGCACGAUGAAGUGAUUCUCUCGCUCAACAAAAUCAACAAGAACUUCCACUUCGACGACACGAUGGGCAUUCUUCAGUGCGACGCUGGAUUCAUUCUGGAAGAGCUCGACAACAAACUCGCGCCGCUCGGCUACAUGAUGCCGUUCGAUUUGGGCGCGAAAGGAUCGUGUCAGAUCGGAGGAAACAUUGCCACGUGUGCCGGCGGCAUCCGGUUGAUUCGGUACGGAAGUCUGCACGCACACCUUCUCGGGCUGACUGUCGUUCUGCCGGACGAGCAGGGCACCGUGGUUCAUCUGGGAUCGGGAAUUCGGAAGGAUAACACCUCCCUCCACACACCACACUUGUUCCUGGGAAGUGAGGACAGUUGGGAGUCAUCACGAGUGUCACGAUGACUGCCGUUCCGAGACCGAAAAGUGUGCAGAGUGCUAUGCUCGGUAAAAUAAUGAUUGUCUAGUCGAUGUUCAAAACGUUCACAUUUUCAGCCGUUCAGUCAUUUGAAAACUGUUGUGAAGUGCUGAAACUCGCCAAAUCGCGUCUUUCCGAAGUGCUCUCCUCGUUCGAAUUUCUGGACGAGGCAGCCAUGGCCUGUCUGAAGGCAAACCUUGAUCUACAUCCGGUUCUGGGAACCUCCACCCCUUUCACUGUUCUCGUUGAGACGUCAGGUUCGAACGAAGAUCACGAUAUGGAAAAGAUGGGAGCCUUCCUGGAUGAGUGUCUUUCGAAGCAGCUGAUUGCCGACGGAGUGCUCGCCGGCUCUUCUGCCGACGCCUUCAAGAUGUGGCAGCUCAGAGAAAGCGCUCCAUUGGCAGUUUCUCGUGACGGAUACGUCUACAAGCACGACGUCUCGCUUCCCCUACAGAGCUAUUAUGUUCUGACGAACGUGAUGCGGGAACGUUGCGGAGAUCUCGCGAAGAGGGUCGUUACUUACGGACAUCUGGGUGAUGGAAACACGCAUCUGAAUAUCACUUCUGAAAAACAUGACGAACAACUGGAGAAACUGUAAGCCACCCCCUUUUUUCUGCAAUUUCCCAUAAACAUUUCUGCAGCCUUUAUCCGUUCCUCUACGAAUGGGUCGUCGCUCACGGCGGUUCAAUCUCGGCGGAGCACGGAAUCGGUCAGCUCAAACUGCCGUACUCAACACUCGGAAAAGAGCCGGAGGAGCGUCUUCUGACGAAGAAACUGAAGAACAUCUUCGAUCCAAAUGGCAUACUGAAUCCGUACAAAAUGAUAUUAUAACUGUAACAAUACGUAGCACAACUGUAUAAACAUUUGACCUGGUCGGUUCUGUACUUGUUUGAGCACCUGGAAAAGGCGGUCUCUCGUCUCAAAGCCGGGUCAUUUCAGUCACAUCGCUCCUCCAAUGACUCUCCGAUUAGCCGCUAUUCUCGCCCUUCUGGCAAUUUUGUGUCAGGCCGAUGACUACACCGAAACUAGCCAUCCCGAGUCUGACAGGAUCUAUGGAAAGUACAUCGAGCUGUCCAUGAAUUGGACAAUGUUGUUCAAGGAUACUUCCCUCGAAGAGGCACAGCUUCAUCAGGUAACCGAAUGGGAAACGAUGUUCAGAAGCAUCAGAGUCGUCAAUUACAGCUCGCAAAAGACGUCAUUUCGAACGAGAAAGAUGAGGACAAAGUUCAAAAAGUCCUCGACAAGUUCAUGGAAGGACUGCCGGAAAUGCAGAAGAGAGAGUUCGGAGCUCUCUACUUUGAUAAAGUGUGAGUGAAGAGGAAACAUGAAAAGAUUCCAGUCAAUCAAAGACACUUGCAAGUUUCAACCCGGUGAUACGAGUUACUGUUUCGUAGCACCGAAGGCUGGAACAAGCGAGUGUCCCGAACUGGGGACAGACGGACGGACGGGCAAACACAGAAAGGGGCUCCUCUCCGGCUUCGAUAGAUUUUCACCCGGUGAUAUUGCAGUUGGAAUUGCUCGUAUCACUGCGGCGAGAACCUAUCGAAGCCAGAAGACUCGCUUCAAACUCACCUUCAAAGCAAUCCUGUGCACGCACCCAAACUGAUGUACACCCGGUGAUAGAAGUUUGGAAUCUUUUUAUCACUGUGGCAGACACCAGCUGGGGCGCGGCACAGGCGCGUGUCUGAGGGACAGAGCAAAUUCACACCCGGUGAUAGCGACUGAAGGGGGCGUAUCACUGAGGAGUGAACCGGCUGUGUCCCCCGACUCGAGAGAAUAGAUUAAUAAGACAGAGUAGCGAAUAGUUGGGUAGGGGAAGAACAUCCACUGGCCGAGUCACAGGCCUACUCCAGUUUAUCUCCCGGUGAUAGAACAGCUGGUUUAUCAACAGGAAAGAAGCUGGGGUAGGUCCUGGCUCUGGGGAAUUGUUCGGAAAAAAGCCGCGACGGGACCCGUACUGGUUUCCACCCGGUGAUAAGAGGGUUUCAGCUCUUAUAACCGGCGCAGAAAGCAGCGUGGUUCCCGUCGGGGCUGGGAAAGGAUCGGACCUCUACCAGUUUCCACCCGGUGAUAAGCUAUGGUAUAGUGCAGUAUCACAGAAGCAGAAACGGGCAAAGGUCCGACCCGAUCCGAGAGAUAAAGGGAAGGCGAACAGAAGCAGUAGCGAAUAGGAAUAAGAAUAGAUGAAGGGCAGAUGGCGAACAAGAGGUCUCUGCAGACCAGAACGGAUGUAAACCCGGUGAUACCUAUUCAAGAGUAUCAACGAGGCGUACACCUGCUCUGGUCCGCUUGACUGCGCAAGCCAGAGCUGAAUAGGAGGAGAACACAGAAAAUGACUGACUUGGAAUGGUCUCGUUUGCCCUUUUAUACUCGACCCCGGUGCACCAACGCGACUCCGCCCACAACGCAGCGCGCGUUGGGUGUAGAGCACUCUUUUUCUCUGCGUCUCUACCAUCUGCACACUGUUUUGCGGGGCGGACAAAUGGUGUGAUGUGACCGCUCGCGCGCGCGCCGUCCGAGGGGGAGUGGAGGGCAGAAGGGACAGACGGACGCGCUCGAUAAAUGGUGGACCGAUGGUCAGCCGGCCGGCCGGCCGGCCCACCGAGCGAAUAGAAGGAGAGCGAGAGGGAGGAAGAAAGGAGAAGAAGGUCUGGGAAACAGAUUAGCUGGCGGUGCGGACGAGGGAAAUUGGAUGCGACGGGCGACGGACGGAUGACCGCUAGACCCCGGCGAUUUCUUUCCGAUUCUCUCGCUUCUGCCCGUUCUCUAUACGGACACGCACGGGAAGUGGAAAGCGGACAAGCUGUUCCAUUUUUUCGGGGGUAUCUCGCGGAAUAGAUGGGCGCGACGUGGAAGAAUGACCUCUGUCGAGAACGGAAUGCAAAAAACGGGGGAGUCAUUGUUCGUGUGGCUGCCGGCGGAAGAGCUGUGUAAUCUCUUACACUGAAAGCGCCAAAGGGUGUCGUUCGACGUUGAAAUGGGAUUGCACUUCUAGAAGGAAGCCUCGAGAAGCGCAGUUUUCAUUCCUAUCCAUCCUAUCUCAAGUGUGGAAGGGAGAAUACGUAUGAGCUACAGUCUUCCGCUGACCCUUCUUGCGUCAUCAUUCAUUCGGACUGUUUUAUUGAUACCAAAUACGGAUAGAAUGUUUGCCUUGUCAUACUGGGAAUGUGUCCUUUCCAAAGUGUCCUUUCCAAAGAGUCCUUUCCAAAGAGUCCCUCUUUCUGCAAACAUGAAUUUCUUCCAGAAAACUCGACUAUAUCACUCGCAAGGUUCAUCGAGUUCUCGGCUUCUACCUGACUCGCUAUCAAAUCCAACGGGUUCGUUUGUUUUUGCGUUCCAUUCCCAUAAGGAUAAGAUAGUGUACACGUCUGUGCCAUCCAUCAUAAUUAGGCCCACCAGGUGAUGUGGGAAUCCUUUUCCCCUCCUCGCAUCCCACACAUCUAGACUUUCCCAACAGAGGCUAUCGUAACGAACAAAGGGUUUACGAUAGGAAUCUGUCGAACAAACAUGACGUCAUCUGGGCGAGCAGGUGACCCACAGAGAUAAGUAUGAACCAACAGACGGUGCGAAGGUCCCCCGUCGGUUUCUCGUCCACAAUGGGGUGCUAGAACUGUUGGCUCAUUACGCAAUGCACAAUGACGACGACGUUACGUGGAUGGAAAGAGACUGAAGGGCCCUCAUUAUUAUGGUGCUAGGACAAAAAAUGAGGGGAUAAAUGAUGAUUAGUGGACAUAAAGACCAAUCUCGGUACAGGAUUAGAAUCUGGGAGUGGAAGGACAUGUGGUCGUGAGGAAAUGAAUGUGCAAGCGGGGACAGGUGAUGGAUGAGCACUUAUUUCAGCUGAGGAACGUUUUGGAGCAGAAAUUCGAAGAGGGAGCUGCUCGGCCACAACUCGUGGAAGCGAUGGUCGAAGAGUUGACCAAGGUUGGAAGAAUCUGAAGUGCAAAGUCCGAAGUUGGAAUUGCAGGACGUUUCCCGUGAGAAGGCGGUGAAGGCAAUCGAGCGGACUAUGAAGGACCUGAGAAUCUUUGGAAGAAAGAAUCCUGGAUGGAUCGAGCAGGUCGAGAAGAUGUUCAACCAUGUCAUUGUGCACGACGAGAUGUGA
Molecule: messenger RNA, 4883 nt
Organism: Caenorhabditis sp. 36 PRJEB53466
Lineage: Eukaryota; Metazoa; Nematoda; Chromadorea; Rhabditida; Rhabditidae
Source: the annotation of a GenBank genome assembly